Colletotrichum chrysophilum is the source of this 1581-nucleotide messenger RNA. RefSeq lists its product as uncharacterized. The record is from RefSeq and is a predicted model, not a curated record. Bases 1 to 1581 code for a protein of 526 amino acids. NCBI's taxonomy places the organism in Eukaryota, Fungi, Ascomycota, Sordariomycetes, Glomerellales, Glomerellaceae. The transcript is spliced from 3 exons.
AUGAAGCUCACUCCGGGGGUCGCAUGCCUCAGCUUGGCCUCUCUUGCAGCCGCUGACUGGCGCUUCCGGUCCCGCCCCGAACUUGCCGCCCCGAGACUCAACAUUACGGUUCCGGCCGACCGCAAUGUCGUGGAGAAGGGCUUCAUCUUCGUGGCGCCCUACGAGGGUUUCGAAGAAGGUCACCGUGGUCCAGUCCAGCCAGGAGCUUACAUCUUUCGAGACGAUGGAGAGUUAGUCUGGUCCGGCAUAGGACACCAUUCCGGAUGGGUCGCGAACUUCCGCCCCGAUACUUGGAACGGGAAGCCGUACUUGCGUGCGUUUCAAGGAUCGCUUGAUGGAAAGCACGGUAGGAUGUUUGGCUACCACACGCUCCUUGGGCCCGACUAUGAAGUCGCCAAGGUGGUCAAGGUCGGAUCGCACCGGCUCGUCUCGGCGCACGAGUUCCGGCUCGUUGACGGGAAGACGGCCUUGGUGGAGACGCCGAUCCCGCGAACCGUGUCGUUGAAGCCAUGGGGAGGGACUGCGGAGCAGAAUUGGAUCCUCUCAGGGGGUUUUCAAGAGAUUGACAUUGACACCGGGGACGUCAUUUUUGAAUGGGAGAGUUUUGACCACGUUGAUCCCAAGUAUAGCGCUUUCCCGCUCGACUUUGGAGCCGGUCUGCCUGGAAGUGGCAAAAGUGAAACGGAUGCUUGGAACUAUUUCCACAUCAAUAGCGUCGACAAGGAUGAGGAAGGAAACUAUCUCAUGUCGGCAAGAAAUGUCGCGGCGGUCUUCAAGAUCAACGGAACCAGCGGCGAGAUCAUCUGGCAGCUCGGAGGCUUCCAUGGAGGUUCCUCAUUCGCGCUAGCCAAUGAAGACGUGUUCGGCUACCAACACCACGCGCGAUUUCGCAGUCGUUCCGCAGAUGGAAAGAUCGAGAUCAUCUCUCUGUUUGACAACGGGGCCCACUCGGCGCCUCAAAAGACCAACGCGUUCUCACGGGGUCGUAUCUAUAAGCUGAACCACACCGACGGUACUGCGAAAGCGAUUCAGACGUACGAUGCUCCAGAUGACCUGUCGGCGCACACGCAGGGCAGCUUGCAAGUUUUGCCAAACGAUAAUGUUUUUAUCAACUGGGGCCAGUCCGGUGCGGUGACGGAGUUCAGCCAUGAGGGCAAGGUCUUGUUCCACGCGGACCUUGACUCGGCUCCGGAGGGUAUCUUUACGCAGAGCUAUCGUGGCUUCAGAUACAACUGGACCGGAACACCUGCUGAGGAACCUGCCAUUGUGGCUUUCAAGGGUGUCCAAGAUGGUGACUUGGAUGUUUACGUCUCGUGGAACGGGGAUACGGAGGCUGCUUCGUGGAGGGUCUACGUCCGCUCUGCAGCGGGCUCCAGGGAAGAUUUCCUGGGUGAAGUCGACCGUGACGGCUUCGAGACUCACGCCACGUUUCGCGAAGUAGAUGUAUCUGAAGGUAUAGCAGUCAUUGCGGAGGCUGUUGACAAAGAUGGCAGAGCGCUAAGAAAGACGACGCCUGCCCCGAUUUCCCUCGACUUGGCUCAUCCGCCUUCUGAGCCGAAGUGGAGGAGUGACGAACUGUGA